Triplophysa dalaica is the source of this 5169-nucleotide messenger RNA. It is a transcript of the gene arid3c, whose product is annotated as AT rich interactive domain 3C (BRIGHT-like). Gene Ontology annotation, biological process: regulation of transcription by RNA polymerase II. Gene Ontology annotation, cellular component: nucleus. Gene Ontology annotation, molecular function: DNA binding. Lineage: Eukaryota; Metazoa; Chordata; Actinopteri; Cypriniformes; Nemacheilidae. The coding region runs from base 216 to 2018 and encodes 600 amino acids. The transcript is spliced from 9 exons. The record is from RefSeq and is a predicted model, not a curated record.
UAGUCCUCAGAGGUCAAUCUCGCUACAGUUACAGCCACUUGUUGCCAAAUCGCUCAGAGACCGCGAACGCGCCGCGAAACCGUUUUCACAUAGCAACUAUUUCAUUGCGUGCGCGACACACAUCUAGAUGUUGAGACGGGAAUACAACCACUUCUGACUUUGUUUGGGGGAAAAGGUCACUUUUGAGCAAAUUCGUCGCAGUUGACGGGAGAAGCAUGGUUGACAACGCGAGCAUAGCAACUAAAUCUGCACUGCAAGCCGCUUUCUCGUCGGCGAACACUCUUCCUCUGCUGGUCAGCUCCUCCGGCGCUCAGAGCGGCGGCGGUGGAAUGAAGCUGGAAGCGGUCAUGGAGAAUCUCCAGCGGCAGCAGGCGGCUCGCCUCGCUCUGGAGGAAAAGCUCCGACAAGCCGAGAAAGAGAAAGACAUCAGGUCUAUGGUGGAGUCCCAGAUCCAACAACAAGCUCUCGCUUUCCGCCACUAUCAAGCAGCUGUCAGAGGCGCGUUCGCCGGGGGAGCCCCGAAAUCGCCCAUGGCGAGCUUAGGACACCCGGCUGAGCGCAUUGCCGACUCUGACAUAGAUGACGAUGAUGACCCAGAUCUGGACCGCGGCAUGGAUGAUGAGGAUCGAGAUCUGGAAGAGGAGGACAGUAUGAACGAGGGCGGUGGGGAUGAAGAUUUAGAAGGACCCCUUGCUCAUUACCCACCACGUCACGCUCUUUAUCCCGGUUUGGGACAAUCUCCGAAAAGUACGCCGGUACAUCUGUCCAGAGUCCAGCCUCCGUAUCCAGCUCCGAGACGGACCGAAUCGCCGAAUGGUUUGGCACCGCAAGCACAAUCGCAGCACCACGAAUGGACUUAUGAGGAGCAGUUCAAACAGUCAGGGCACAGCAGCGGGCAGGAGAGGAAGCUGAAAGAUUCAGGCGUUGCUUUCUGUGGUGGUGGCUCUUCGUCUCUCAUUCAGGAGCUGUACGAACUAGACGAUGACGAGAAAAGAAAAGAGUUUCUUGAUGACCUCUUCAGUUUCAUGCAGAAAAGAGGGACUCCUGUGAAUCGGAUUCCUAUCAUGGCCAAGCAGGUGUUGGAUCUCUACACACUCUACAAGCUUGUCACAGAAAAAGGCGGCUUAGUGGAAGUCAUCAAUAAGAAAAUAUGGCGGGAGAUUACCAAAGGCCUGAACCUUCCUACCUCCAUAACCAGUGCGGCUUUCACCCUCCGAACGCAGUAUAUGAAGUACCUCUAUCCUUAUGAAUGUGAAAAGCGGGGACUUAGCUCUCCCGAGGAGCUGCAGGCAGCUAUUGACAGCAACAGACGUGAAGGGCGGAGACAGAGUUAUGGCUCCACCCUCUUCAACUACUCGCCCGUUGGCACCCCUACAUUGAUGGCUUCGCCCAAACUCCAAAUGCCCCACAUCAGCAUGUCCAUUCCCAAUGGUGGGCACAUGACUCAGACCCCAAUAAUAAAGAAAGAAGACUCUAUGCUCUCCAACUGCCUGACUAACAGGAUGGGAAUCCCUAUGUCUUUGGUCGGCCACCACAGUGCAGCCCAAGCCGCCGCGGCCCAGGCUGCAGCCGCAGCAGUGCAGGCAGCUGCAUUGGAGCAACUGCGGGAGAAGCUGGAGUCUGGAGAACCACCCGAAAAGAAGGUGAUGCUUAUGGCAGAGGAGCAGCAGAGAAUAAUGCAGCACGCUUUGCAGCAGAAUAUCUUCGCCAUGGCAUCCCAACUACCCAUGAAUAUCAAACUGAACAACAGAGAUGAUAGACAAGAGACUGCAUUGAACCUGUCUACCAACGGCAUUAGCAGCAUCAACAUGUCAAUAGAAAUAAAUGGGGUUGUCUACACAGGGGUCCUGUUUGCCCGUAAACCAGCCAUUGGUUUCAUCCCUGGCAGUCAGCGAAUCCAUCACCAACACAGUUCUCAGGGCAAGAGUGUCAGCCCGGGCCUCAACACCCAGAUGCAGCCGUCCUCCUCCUCCUCCUCCUCCAGCACCUCCUCACACGGACCAGCCGCCUCCCCUUGAGCCUUCCAUCUGCCCCACAACUCCUCACUCAACUCCCCUCGUCCUCAGAUAAGGCAGGGUCUCAUCCUGUCGGACCAGUUUUCCCUCUGUCUUCUUCAGUGUACACUUUCUACUGUUUUUCUAAUCUGCAAUCAGGAUAGGAGUGUCCAAAAAAACGAACCAUUAAAACACAUAAAAAAAGACAUUAUCGGUAAGCUGAUCACCAACAGCUGAUAGCCGCACAUUUGAAGUGUGUUACAUUUACAUAUGCAGCAAAUGCAGCUUUUUAUUUUGUUGUUCUGAGGACGUGUUGUUCAGUGCGGAGCGACUAAAACAUCAACUGUGUGACAAUGGCAGGAACACAAGGAACGGUGUGACAUUUCAGAGGACAAAUUGUUCCUUAUGCAUUGACACGUGAUUCUUCACUUUGCUACACAGAUGCUGGAGUUUUUGUAUAGGAGUCGGUGUUGAUCAACUUUACUUUUCGCAUUCUUGAAUCCAACAGCAAGAGCUACUGUCAGCUACAACCAAAGAGAAUAAGAGCAACUUAUUAAUGGUUUAAUUUGAUUAUGUACUUUGAUGCUUUUUUAGCACCGUCACGCUUAUGAUGGCAUCGCAAAAUAUCGGAAAUAUGCGAUGGAGAGGCUAUUAUCUCAUGUCAAUAUUUCUGAAUUUAAACAAAGCACAUGCCAUUUAUCAAAGGGCAUCAAAUGAGAAAAUGAUUUACUUUACCACUGUUUGACUUUGGGGUAUUUUCUGCUGUAACAGGUCAUAUUAGAGAAAUCACCUACAGAAUUUAAAUAAAAUAUGGGAAUAUCAUAAAAUUAAGUCAGAUAUGCAAACCAGCCAUGUAGCUCGCUGUUGAAGAAAGCAGCCAGAUUAUUUCUGCUAUGUUCUCUCGUGUCUGAUUUUGGCCCCAGGCCGCGACCAAAUAUAUUCCAUUGAUUACGGAGUUAUUUGGGGAACACUUGUCGAGAAUGUUCAACGAUUUCCCACCGCCUGAGCUCAUGUUUUUAGCAACGAUUUUAAAACGUUUAUUAAAUGGUUUAGUAGACAGGAAAAACGGGUCAAGCUGGUUAAUACAGGUAUUUUAGAAGUCGGCGGGGGUUUAAAAAAGAGUUUAAAAGAGUUGAACCAGAAAAGAGGAUCUUGAGAGAAGAUUACAUGCUGUAAACCGACAGAUCCAACCAUCUUUGUUGUGAAUAGAAUCCAGUUUUUGACAAGUUACAGCAGCGCACUUGCAUUCGAGAGCUGAUCUCUCGUACUUUAUUCCAUUCUCCAUUUCGCUCACGCUCUUGUUGUGCAUCUCCUUUACUUCUCUUGUGAGGAAAAUGGGAGGAUAUUAUUGUGUCAUUUGUUUAGACUUCUGUAGACGAUUUCAAGUUGUAUUUAUUAUUGCUUUUAUUCUCUAUCUAUCAUGUUGAUUCUUGGGCUUUCAGUGACUGUUUAGUGAAAAUCACUUUUAUUUAAAAGAAAGGAAAAGACUUUACAGGCGAUACCUCAGAAUUCCUGUAAACAGAUUAUGAAUACAAGAAAUACCUCAUUUAUUUCAUUUCUAUCAUUUUAUGAUGAAGCCACUUGAAAAUGGAUGUUUUUCAACAGAUCACUGGAUUUUUUUCUAUUUUGUAUUGUUUUACCAAAGAAGGGAAUAUAUAAUGAACACACAUCUACCUCAUUUGUUAUAGACUGUGCCAACCACACGAUCACAGCAGCCAGUUUUUUGAUAAUAGCCUUUCUCCUCCAAAAUCGUUUAUGUUUGCAUGACUUCUGCUGCAAAACCAGAGGCUGGACCACACAGGGCUGUAGACACAUCAUUUGCAUCACUCGUUCGUUUCUGUCUGUGGCAUUUUGUUAUGCUUGGUGGAAAAGGUAAUACCAGAAGGAUUCUAUUUUAUGUAUACAACUGCUCCCAUUGAUUUAUUUUUGAGGUUUUGUAAAUGAGAUCAUGAAUCAGAUCUGAAAUACGCCUCAAUAUAUCUUCUGCAAUGUAUCGAAGUUAAGCUGCAGCUAUUGGCAUUUUAAGUUAAUUGUUUCGUCUACCAUCACGGUCCGCAGCCUUUGGAUGUUCUAUUGAUGCUAGUCUUUGAUUCACUCAUCAUUUCUAUUCACAACAUAAUGUGGUUUUCACCAAAUAUAUAGCCUAAACCAAAACUAACGAAAAAAUAUGUAUCUUCUUUUGUACAUUCUCUUAGACGCAAUGUGAAUGUGGAAACAUGCUCUUGUGAUAGAACUUUUUUAAAAAUACCAAAGGUCUGGGUUGACCAUAUUUUGGGGUUCAUCAUUAUAUGCCCUAGCGUUGUCACCGUGUCAACCCGAACUUUUAAUGUCAAGCAGCAGAGACGUUUUUAUUCCUUCCCUGCUGUGGCAAAACUUGAUAUUAAGCAAUUGGAUCAAACUGUUUUCAAAGAAAAGGCCAAGUUUGUUUCUGUCCAAAUAAGGAAAUCUACGAAUGUAAUAUCAAGACGUUCAGCACAAUGCAAUGCUUACUGAAACAAGUAAACCUGAGCAUCAUUUUGUUGUUGUAUAGGUGCAAGAAUGAAUAUAUAGAAAUAUAUAGUCUAUAUUUAUGUGGAAUAACAGAGGGCACAAUCAAUGCACAAUUGUCUGAUUCCUGUUGUCCAAUGUAAUUUACCUCUUGAUCAGCACGUGAAGAGACUUUGCUCUUCACGUGGUUGUUUGUUCUCUCUUCAGUCCAUGUUACUUCACUGCAAAACAGAUCUUGGACAAACUCUGGUGUGCUUAUUGACUGUAAAACAAAACCACGAAUCAAAAUGAUUCCAUAACCAAAGCUUCUACAGACCCGUGCUUGCAGGCUUACUGUCAAAAUAGAUGACAAUGUGUGAAAGUUGUUCAUAGAGACUAUCGUUUUGAUAAAGGUUAAGAAAAAAAUAUUCACUUUCGUGCUUAAAAAAAUAACAUGUUAUUUACUUUGUUUAGCUAUGUCAACAAUGCUAUGCUGGUAGAUUUUAGAUUCUAUUAUUCGCUGUGUAUAAUGCUUCUUUUCCUUUCAUUCACUUUUUGGAUAAAUCCAGUGCAUUAUGGGAAAGCUGGAUUGUGGUGCUCAGGGGUUAAAAAGGAAAAAAAAACAGGUGAAAGAUUUUGUUUUGUUUGUUUGUUUUGCCAUUGACUUGUAGCAUAAUUAGUAAUAAAGUACUGCUUUCCACUUCAACGA